Messenger RNA from Cuscuta campestris, 1351 nucleotides. The record is from the annotation of a GenBank genome assembly. NCBI's taxonomy places the organism in Eukaryota, Viridiplantae, Streptophyta, Magnoliopsida, Solanales, Convolvulaceae.
GGUAAAUAGAAGGGAGGAGAUUAGGACGACAAUAAUUAUACCGCAGGAAUAACGAUUUAUAAUUACCCCCAUGAACCAGCAUCAACAUUGCACCGAUAACGAUAAUGGAGACCGAACUCUCAUGGCUUCUUCUUCUUCUUCUUCCUCUCUCUAUCGGCUGCAUCAAGCUUCUCGCAGCCGCUGCAACUGCUCUCAACUGGGUUUGGGUCAAUUUCUUCCGACCCGCCAAAGAUCUCACGAAAUACGGGUCGUGGGCUCUCGUCACCGGCCCCACCGAGGGCAUCGGGAAGGCUUUCGCCUUCCGGCUGGCCGAGAAGGGCCUCAAUUUGGUUCUGGUCGGCCGGAACCCUGAGAAGCUGAGAGGGGUUUCCGACUGGAUCCGGGCCGAGUUCGGGCGGACCCAGAUUCAGACGGUGGUGGUUGACUUCGCCGGCGAUCUGGACGACGGGGUUCGCCGGAUCCGGGCGGCGAUUGAGGGGCUGGACGUCGGGGUGUUGAUUAACAACGUCGGCGUUUGUUAUCCCUACCCGAGGUUCUUCCACGAGGUUGAUGAGAAGCUGCUGGCGGAGCUGAUCCGGGUGAACGUGGAGGGGACGACAAAGGUGACGCACGCGGUGUUGCCCGGAAUGCUGCGGCGGAAGACCGGCGCCGUCGUCAACAUCGGCUCCGGCAUCGCCCUCAUUUACCCUUCUGCUCCCCUUCAUGCUGUUUACGCGGCCACCAAAGAGUACAUAAAUCAAUUCACAAAAAGCCUUAACGUGGAGUACAAGGAAUUUGGGAUUGAUGUACAGUGUCAGGUGCCCUUAAACGUGGCGUCGAACAUGACAUGGAUGAGCAAAAAGUCAAUCCUCAAGCCAUCCGCGGAUGUUUAUGCUCGGGCGGGGCUGCGCUGGAUAGGGUACAACGAGACCUGCUGCCCGUACUGGCCCCACCAGCUUGAGCUGGCAUUCAUGCACUGUUGGCCAGACUCUUUCGUGGAUGCUCGGCGCUUCAAGAGCAUGCUUGAGUACCGAAAGAAAGCCCAGCUCAUAAUUAAAAUCCAUAAAAAAAUAAAAAUAAAUAGAGAUGUUGAUCGAUGACACUCCAACUAACACAUCCCAAAACAUUUGAUUGCCUGUGUAUAAUUAUUAGUAACAUUUAAAUGUUGCAUGCCACUCAGUUUUGGUUAUAAAAUGCUUUGAUGAUGUGCCAACUGUUCAAGACCCAUAUUAGAGAAAUCCCCACCUUACACACCACAUUUUUGACCCUAUUGCAUUCAGGCAGAGAACAUUGUUUGGCAUAGGUUAUGUUUAUGAUCGAUGAUUUAAAAUCAGACAAAAAUGAUGAUUUAAAAAAAAAAGAGGUAAAAUUG